Molecule: messenger RNA, 4861 nt
Organism: Paramuricea clavata
Lineage: Eukaryota; Metazoa; Cnidaria; Anthozoa; Malacalcyonacea; Plexauridae
Source: the annotation of a GenBank genome assembly
AUGGCUGAAGAAUUAAGGUGAGUUUAAUAUUUUCAAAGGAUAUAUAAAACCAUAAAUAUUUUAAUAUCCAUGCGGUGAUGUAGCCGAGUAGCUCCCGCAAAGGCGUUGAAGGCGCCAAAAAUCAAAUGGAGCUAUAUCAGACUGUUUAAUAUUAAAAUCAGUGUACCUCAGUGUGUCUGUGGGUAUUAUUAUAUCUGUAUAAUUGAUAAAAUUAUUAGUCAAUCGUUUAUAUAUGAAUCGUUUUAGCAUGUCCGUUUUUGAUUUAUACUAUUUUCUGAUAGUCACAUGUUGCAUGAGUCUAUUCAUCAUAUAUUAUUUUAUACAAUUAAAUAUUAAAUGUAUAUUUUAAUAAUUUUUAAAAUAUUGUAGAUGUAUUAUGCAUGAGUCAAUUCGAGGAGUAACCAUCCCCACCCCGGGAACACACCCGGGCAUUUGAUUUGAUUGGUUAUGAUAGUGUAAAUGCCCGGGUGCCGGGACACAACUUGAAGACUAAUGCACAGCCCUUGGGCAAGCUGAGAGUGGAAAAUGCCCCACCCCGGGACGAUUUUAAACGUUGAUUAAACUUUUAAUGGCAUAUAAUAGCAUAGUCAUUUAAUAACAUUAUAGUAUUAAACUGCUAUGGAAUAUUAUAAAACUUUAAUAUAAACUUGAAUAUUGCUAAGAGUGGUUAAAAGUAUUUAAACAAUGAAAUCAUAAACCUUUAAUAGUUGUAUUUAAAUUUGCAUGGCACAGGUUAUAAUUUUCGCUUAUUCUGACAAUAAAUUUCAUGCCACCUUGACCACAAGGGCGCAAAAUAUGAUCAGCGCGCCCACAUGCGGGCCUGAAACUAUGUUUUGCUGCCUUAAAAUUUGCAGGUGGGAUUCUGGGCAACCAUUUGUCAAAUCCCCAGGGUCCUUCAAUACCCGGCCCCUGUGCACGUAUAUGAAAGGCAAAUUCCCGACCCCUGUGAACUGUCUAUCAGGCAAAUUCCCGGGGGGAUGGUUACUCCAGGAAUUGACUCAUGCAUUAAAACAGCAAUAAGUCAUUCACUUAAUGCUUUUAAAGAUGUGGUACAGUCCGAUCUGCGCAUGUGUGCAAAGUAGCCAUCUUUGUAUUAUACAAACAGUUUAUUUAGGUUUUUAUUUCAUUUUAUGGUCUUGCAAAGCUUAAUUGUUGUACCUUGAUAGUUUAUUAUACUCUAGUAGAAUCAUGAAAAUAUAAAUACAGUAGUUGUCGAAUAAAAUUCAAUAUUUUGGAUACCGACAAAGCCUUUGUUUGCAUAUGACUGUACUGCAUCUUUAAGAUAUAUUAAACCCUUUUUACAGACUAAGUGAGGAACAGAAAAUAAUCAUUGACUUGGCAUCAAAUGGUCACAAUGUUUAUUUUGGAGGAAUUGGUGGUUGUGGCAAAACCUAUGCUGCUAAUUGUAUUCUUCAUAUUCUUCAAAAGAGAGAUGUUAAAUUUGUCUGCACAUGUACUACAGGAAUUGCUUGCACAUUGUAUGAGGAUUUCCCUGCUCAAACUAUUCAUUCCUUUGCUGGAAUUGGUGUAUGCCGUGGCUCAAAAGAAGAAAUUAUACGGAACAUAUUAUCAAAUGAAGAAUGUGUGAAGCGUUGGAGAGAAACCGAGGUGCUUUUUAUUGAUGAAAUUUCUAUGUUGAGUCAGAGAACAUUUGAAAUUCUCCAGCAUGUUGCUCAAAACAUUAGAGGUUCAGAGUAUGUGUUCGGUGGGAUCCAGACUUUGGCAUUUGGAGAUUUUCUUCAGUUACCUGCUGUUAAUAAUUAUGUUGAUGAUGGCAACUAUGCAUUUGAAAGUGUUCUGUGGAAUGCAACAUUCCCACACCAAAUAAUUUUACAUGAAAAUUUCCGUGCCAAAGAUGAUGAUAAUCUAACAAGUCUUGUUAAAAAUUUAUCUGUUGGUAAUUAUAAUGAAGAAAAUGUUAAUCUGAUCAAAAGCCUCAGCAGACAUAUCAAUCCAGCAGAUUUAGGCCUUGAGUAUGUGCCAAAACUAUUUCCCUUGAAUGAUGACGUUGAUUUUGCAAAUGUCAGGCGAUCAAGUUGUUUUUGAAUCAUAUGAUACUGGAGAUACAAAGGUACUAAACAGAGAACUAAUAGCUCCCUGCAAAUUAUCAUUAAAAGUUGGGGCACGAGUAAUGUUCAUUUACAACAUUAAUGAUGUUAUAAAAAAUGGUGUGUUGGGAAUUGUAGUAUCGUUUUCAAACGAUCUUCCAGUUGUUCAAACAGACUUGGAAACAUUAGUUGUGAACAGAGUCACUUGGCCAGUUUAUGACAAGCACAGUUCUUCAAAGAUAAUAGGCACUAGAACGCAGCUCCCUUUAAAGCUAGCUUGGGCGAUGACAAUCCACAAGGCCCAAGGAAAGACACUUCCUGCUGUUGAAGUACAUUGCAAAAACUUAUUUGCCCCUGGUCAUCUAUAUGUAGCGAUCUCAAGAGUCAAGGAUUUGGAUAAAUUAUCUGUCAUUGGUUUUGACCCUAGUAAGCAUACAAUUCCACCACCAAAGAUUGUAUUGAAUUUCUUAAAUAACAUUCACAAUGUCACUAUGGAUCGAGAUUGCAUGUGUUGCCAUGCCAAAGUGUCAAUACCAUCAGAUACAAUAGAUGUAGCAGUUAAUGAGCCACUUAAUGAUGAUGAUGAAUUAAUUGGAGAGGAACUAGAUGAAAUUGAUGACAUUAUCAGGUCAUACUUUACAUCAAGUCCUGAAUCUAACCUCGAAUCUGCCACAUCUGCAUCAUCCAGUUCUAAUAGCGAUAUUGUCAAUAUGGCUAAUAUAAUGGAUAAAAUGUCAAAAUCACCUGGCUUCCACAAAAUUCCAAAGGAUUUUAAUUACUCUUCCUUCUUGUUAUCACUAAAGAGUGCUGAAAAUUUUGCAGAAGUUAUUGGUGGUGUGCCAGAUGUCAAUCCAAUUUAUGAUUAUCUGUUGGGUCCCAAUGUCAUGUCACAAACGAAAUUAUUUCUUGGUGUCCAGUGGAAUAGGAUUUUUGAAAUGGUCAGAAAAUAUGUUUCUGAUGUCAAUACAGUCGUGAAAAGAACACAAUUCACUAGCCAUUUUGGGGAUUUACAUAAUUUCCUUAGUUCGAAAGAAUUGGAAGCAGAUUUUUCAGAACUUAUUACAAUCCCUGUGGAUCAACUAUCUGAACAGCACUUUCACGCCCUUACUGAAAUCAUUUUCGGUUUAAACAAGAAUGUUUUGAGUGUUCUUGUUGGAGAAUGUUCCUCUUCUCAUGUGGACCCCACAAGGGCUGAUGUAAGGCAUAUGAAUGAUGAUGGUUUAGGAAAGGUUAGAUAUUGUGGUGCUUGGGCGGUUGCAAAGAUCAAGAAUUUAUGCAAGAUAUAUUUUAAGACAAAUAUUCAUUCUACCAAUGUGUCAGUCAGGAUGAAAGCUAAAGAAGCAUAUGUUAAGGCUGAAUUACUCUUACAGUUAGUAUGGUCCAGUUCAUUUGCUCAAGAGCACUCACAUUCUAAAGGCACCCUUACUGUUACUAUACUGAAGAAUUACGAAAAGGGAAAUCUAACCCAUAUUACAGAUGACAUGUUUGAGUGGAUCCUUGACUUAGAACAAGAAAGAGUCAAUUUGCUUAACAAAACAAACCUUUCUAUUCAUCAGGAUGAUCUUAUCGAACAUGUACUUUCUUCUAUUGAGAAGAAUGAGGAACUUUUUAGAAAGUGGAAAGCCCUCUUUUCAAUGAACGAAAUUUUGUGUUCCACGACAAUUAAUCUGGAUGUUGUUCAGAAUUUAGUUUGCGAAUUGUUUAAAGAUGUCAUUACAAGAUAUGUUAAGAUGGGAGUUGGGGAAUUUUUACGGGAAUUUCGGAGAGAUUUUCAGUUACAGAAAACGGAGGCACAUCGGAAAAAAGUGGUUGAGAAAAAGAAAAAGAAAGACUUAGCAUCAAGCAAAGUAACAUUGAAGUCUAUUAGGGAUGACAAUUCAAUGAAUAAAACUAAUUCACAUAGGCAUUUGCUAACAAUGAUCGAACAUCAACAGACAGUAUUUCAAAGUACAGUAUAUAGCAAGAGUGAGCUACAGUUGUUAUGCAAGGCUUACGGUUUGGUUUUUAGGAAAAAUGAUUCAAAGUCGACACUUUCAGAAAAGUUAAUCCCAGCCAUACAACAGUCCCAGUCCAUUCCACAUCCUCUUGCUUUAUGUGAUUCACAACAGCAGUCUUCAACAUCAACUAUGGAUACUGACGAUUGCAGUAAUCAGAUUUCUUUAGAGCACUCCCAUAAUCAAUCACAAGGUAAAUGCAUACACAGUGCAGUAACUGUGUGCUGAAUUGUGUGUAAUGUUUGCAUUCCUGAAAGCAAUCUUCAGUCAGUUAAUAUAGCAUGUAUGUUUAACAAAGAGUGUACUAUCAGGAGUAACGUAAAUCCGCCUGUUUAAUUUCAUCUAUCUUUCCUUUCAAUACCGCGUAGAUCAGCUGGCAGAGCAUUGGGCUAGUAUUCCAAAGGUCGUAGGUUCGAUUUCCACCGUGCCGGGCAUAUUUUUCAAGCUCGCCCGGUGUGGAUAUACACUCAGAGUAACAUCGCAAACAUUACACAGUUAAUAGACUAUAAUAGUUAAUAUUAGCCAUAAGUCCUAACAAAGUUUCAAUAUAAAUAAUAUAAUACAAUUAACUAUAUACAUUUAUUAAUACAGUACGUUAUUGAAUUAAUUAUAGAAGGAAUCAGCCGUAGAGAAGAAGAUGAAAUUCCACAAAUUCAUGCGCCUUUGAGGAAACGAUUCAAACCUUCAAAAGAAGAAGAACAAGUGCUAUGCCUGGAUCAACAAGAUAACAAAGCAAUGGAAAGAGCAUACGAAAGGUCAAUCCAGUUUAGAACAUCUUUGAAAUCUAUAAUCACUUGGCAUGAAAAGCAUCCGGUAUAA